Messenger RNA from Eupeodes corollae, 628 nucleotides. It is a transcript of the gene SmD3, whose product is annotated as small nuclear ribonucleoprotein Sm D3. Gene Ontology annotation, biological process: RNA processing; spliceosomal snRNP assembly. Gene Ontology annotation, cellular component: pICln-Sm protein complex; U1 snRNP; U12-type spliceosomal complex. The transcript is spliced from 2 exons. Lineage: Eukaryota; Metazoa; Arthropoda; Insecta; Diptera; Syrphidae. Gene Ontology annotation, molecular function: RNA binding. The record is from RefSeq and is a predicted model, not a curated record. Bases 145 to 573 code for a protein of 142 amino acids.
GCGUUCUGUCAAACCGCUUUCUGUCAUUCCGCCUCAUUUUCGAUUUGUGUGCUUCUGCUAAUCUCCACUCACAAUAAAUAAAAUAAGUAUUUUAUUAACUAUUUAAAAAUAAUUAAACAAAAAAGAACAAUAAACUAAAGAAACAUGUCUAUCGGAGUACCAAUUAAAGUUUUGCAUGAAGCCGAAGGGCAUAUUGUUACAUGUGAAACAAUCACCGGCGAAGUCUACAGAGGAAAACUAAUCGAAGCCGAGGAUAACAUGAAUUGUCAACUAACCCAAAUAACAGUCACAUAUCGUGAUGGACGAACAACAAAUUUGGAAAACGUUUACAUUCGUGGAUCAAAAAUUCGCUUUUUGAUUCUGCCUGACAUGCUGAAGAAUGCGCCAAUGUUUAAAAAGCAAUCGGGCAAAGGAGGAACGGCCGGGAGAGGCAAAUCUGCUAUACUCCGGGCCCAGGGUAUAUCUAGAGGAAGAGGUCGUGGAGGGGUGGGCGGGAGAGGUGCUCCUCCGACUGGUCGUGGUUCUUGGCAGGGUGGUGCUCCAUCAGCAGGAAGAGGACGUGGAGGUUUAUAAGAAAAAAAUAUUACUCUUAUUUUAACUCUAAGCUACCUAAAUAUUUUAAAAUAAA